This is a messenger RNA of Castor canadensis (American beaver), 939 nucleotides long. Its product is annotated as olfactory receptor 10K1-like. NCBI's taxonomy places the organism in Eukaryota, Metazoa, Chordata, Mammalia, Rodentia, Castoridae. Gene Ontology annotation, molecular function: olfactory receptor activity; G protein-coupled receptor activity. Gene Ontology annotation, biological process: G protein-coupled receptor signaling pathway. Gene Ontology annotation, cellular component: membrane. The record is from RefSeq and is a predicted model, not a curated record.
AUGGGCCCAUUGAAGAGAAACCACACCUCAAGCUCUGAGUUUAUUAUCUUCGGCUUUGGGGACCUGGCUAGGCUGCAGAUCCUCUUUUUUGGACUCUUUCUAAUCGUGCACCUCAUCACCCUAGCAGGACACACAACUGUUGUGCUCAUCACUCUCAUUGACACCUGCCUCCAGACCCCCAUGUAUUUCUUCCUCCGGAACCUGUCCAUCGUUGAAAUUUGCUAUAUAUUAGUCAUUGUCCCCAACAUGCUGGCCAAUUUCCUUUCCAGGAACCAGAAGAUGCCCUUCCUGGGAUGUGCCCUGCAAAUGCAUCUCUUCAUUGCUCUGGGUGGGGCAGAGUGUUUCCUCCUGACUGCAAUGGCCUAUGACCGCUUUGUAGCCAUCUGCAACCCCCUGCGCUAUACACUCAUCAUCACCAGGGCCUUCUGCCUGCAGAUGUUGGCGCUGGCAUGUGUCAGUGGCUUUGCAUUGUCACUUGCCCUCACCACACUGAUAUUCCUCCUGCCCUUCUGUCAGUCCCAUGUGAUCGAUCAUUUUUUCUGUGACAUCCCUGCUGUUCUAUACCUGGCCUGCUCAGACACACAGGUCAAUGAGAUUGCAGUGUUCCUGGUCUGCACAUUCAUCCUGUUGAUUCCCUUCUUGCUGAUCCUGUUCUCCUAUGGAUUCAUUAUCACUGCCAUCCUCAGAAUCCACUCGGCUGAGGGCAGGAGCAAAGCCUUCUCUACCUGUGCAGGCCACCUGCUGGUCUCCCUUCUACACUAUGGCUGUGCAAUAUUCAUCUACAUUCGCCCCAAGUCCUGUUACACGCCAGAACAGGACAAAAUUGUAUCCUUAGUCUAUACGAAUGUAACUCCCAUGCUUUACCCUGUGAUCUAUAGUCUGAGGAACAAGGAAGUCAAGGGAGCCCUCAGGAGACUCCUGGCAAGCCACCGCCGAUGA